AUGGUUAGACUCUCGAGUUUGGUGGCGGCGGUCGCAGCAUGCGGCCUGGCAAGAGCACAUACAGUCAUCACAUACCCUGGCUGGAGAGGGAACAAUUUACACAUGAAUGGUUCGGCACCAGAGGACUGUCCGGAAUGUCUAGGUAUAAUGUAUGAUCAGAAUGGCACCCAAUCGUUCCCUUGGGGCAUGCAGUGGAUGUAUCCUUGUGGCGGUAUGCCUCAAACCACAAACCGAACCUUUUGGCCGCUAUCAGGCGGUGCGCUCUCGGUACAGCCCGGAUGGUUUCCUGGGCACAGCAAAGCAUUCUUCUACAUCAAUAUCGGCAUACAAGAAGAAGGCCAACUAGCGCCGCCAAACAUGUCACAUCCAGUUGUACCGCCUUUUGAGAUCACAGGACCUACGAACGACGAGUAUCCCGGACAAUGGUGUAUACCGCAAGUGGGUAUGCCGGCGAAUGUCAACUUGACCGUGGGACAGAACAUCACGAUUCAGGUGAUUGAGGCGGCGCAGCACGGAGCUGCUUUGUACAGUUGCGUAGAUGUAACACUCGUCGAGGACGGCAGCCCACAAGUCGAGACAGUCUCGCAAGACAACUGCUACAAUAGCUCAGACCUAGGUUUCCAGCUGGUCUUCACCACGACCGCCUUAGCAUCAGGCGCAUACUCGACAAUGGAACAACCGCCCGUACAAAUGGCGUUUGCAACGGCUUUCUUGCUUCCUCUUCUACUCGCGAUAUUAUGA
Messenger RNA from Recurvomyces mirabilis, 741 nucleotides. RefSeq lists its product as uncharacterized. The transcript has 3 exons. Bases 1 to 741 code for a protein of 246 amino acids. Lineage: Eukaryota; Fungi; Ascomycota; Dothideomycetes; Mycosphaerellales; Teratosphaeriaceae. The record is from RefSeq and is a predicted model, not a curated record.